GGUCAAUAGAGACAAGAGGAAGACGAGUAGUUGUGUGUGAAAAGUAGUGGGUGUUCGUAGCCCCUGGAAAACGGGCCCUCAUUCGAGCGUUUUUCUUUCCCCCAUUAUCACUAAAAAAUAACAUUCCUCACAGCGACUAAUUAAACUCCCCCCUAGUAGUGCAGAAAUCGAGAGUGACUCAACGAUGAAUCAAGCAGAUUCGAGUAUACGAUUCCGUAUACAACAAUAGUGAUGAUUGGGGGAGUGAAAAUGCAAUCAAUUGGCAUGCAGUACGGGCCCUCAAACUGUCAAGAUCGCGGUUGAGUCGGGGAUACUCCGGAUUUUUUAAAGUAACAAAAUGGCUUCGGGGGACAAUGUGGAUGUGAUUGAAGUCGUCGAGACGAGCUUUGGGGGUGGAAACAGAGGCGACGACGUAUCCUCGAGGCUCAAUGACUCUGGCGAUGAGGAUGACAAGUCAACAACUGGUGAGAGGGUUACCUUUGAUAGUUCAGUUGCACAACAUGGAAGUGGAGGGCCGAAGACACCCUCGGGCAUGUCGAGGGGAAAAUCCGAGAGGGAGAGGAAGAUCGGACAUAGGAGGGUCGGCGUGGGUGGUGAAAUCACCUACAAGAAGAUACAAACGACUCAGAUCAUGGGCUCGAUACAACUCGGUAUUCAACACGCUGUUGGUGGAUUGGCUAGUAAACCUGAGAGGGAUUUGUUGAUGCAGGACUUCAUGACUGUCGAGACAACGAAUUUUCCGAGUGAGGGAUCCAAUCACACGCCGGCCCAUCAUUUCUCUGAGUUCAAGUUUAAAAAUUACGCUCCAAUUGCAUUUAGAUACUUUAGGGAUCUUUUUGGCAUUCAGCCUGAUGAUUUUUUGAUGUCUAUGUGUAGUGCACCUCUUCGAGAAUUAUCGAAUCCUGGUGCAAGUGGAAGCAUCUUUUAUUUAACAGAGGAUGACGAAUUUAUUAUAAAGACUGUACAGCAUAAAGAGGGAGAGUUUCUUCAGACUCUUUUACCUGGCUAUUACAUGAACCUCAAUCAAAAUCCGAGAACUCUAUUACCAAAGUUCUUUGGAUUGUACUGCUAUCGUUGCAACAGUAAGAACGUUAGAUUGAUUGCUAUGAAUAAUCUCUUGCCCUCGGCAGUUAAGUUGCAUCAAAAGUACGAUUUGAAAGGAUCGACGUACAAAAGAAAAGCGUCGAGGAGCGAGAGAUCUAAGAAAUCACCGACCUACAAAGACCUGGACUUUAUGGAGCAUCAUCCUGAGGGAAUUUUCCUCGAGGCCGACACUUAUGGUGCUCUUGUCAAGACUAUUCAGAGGGAUUGUCGAGUGCUCGAGAGUUUCAAGAUUAUGGAUUACUCCCUAUUGGUUGGAAUUCAUAACUUGGAUCAGGCUGCAAGGGAAAAAACGGAACCGAGGCUAUCGACAACAGUCGAGGAGGAACCAGGUGAGGCUGGCUACGAGAGUGGAAGUUUCGUCCAGGUAGAACGUGAGAAGGACCGUGAGGAGAGAAUAGGUGCAACAGCCCUCAACAGAUCGCGUAGUAUUAAUCGCCAGAGGCUGGUAGCUCACAGCACUGCCAUGGAGAGCAUCCAGGCUGAGAGUGAACCGAUAGACGAGGAAGACGAUGUACCCAGUCCUGGGGGUAUUCCAGCGAGGAAUGCACGAGGCGAGCGUCUCUUGCUAUUCCUCGGUAUUAUUGACAUUCUCCAGAGCUAUCGGUUGAAGAAAAAACUCGAGCACACGUGGAAAUCCAUGAUUCACGAUGGGGACACUGUGUCGGUGCAUAGACCGGGCUUCUACGCCCAGCGCUUCCAGGACUUCAUGGCAAAGACUGUAUUCAAGAAGAUACCAUCACUGGACCUGCCUGAGAUUAAGGGAAAUCAUCGCAAAUUCCGUAACCUCGUCACCAGCUACAUAGCUCUGAAACAUUCCCCAUCGAAGAGAAAAAGCAUCACGAGGCCCUUGAGGCCACUGGAGGGUGAUUUUGAUUCAACUGUGGUGACGGCCGUUGGAAGUACGAUGCAUGCAACAUCACCCACAAAAGCCGUAAGCCCGACAAGUCCCGAGGGAGUGCCAGUGGUGACCUCCAGCACGAUAAUCUCCACAAGUUCAGUGCCAAUAGCCACCUCGACCCCCGUCAACGUACCGACAACGGUACUCGCGACAUCGACGAGCGGUGGAAUAACCGCUGGUCCACCCCCAUUAUCCGUCAACUCGUUUCAAGUCCGUGCAAGUUAUCCCGCUGUGCUGAAAGGUAGAUCUGCAGCGAGUCCCCCGAAUCCAAAUCUGGUGCCAUCAGGAAAGGUACCACCACCUGUACCACCGCGUGGCACUGGAAAACGCGCGAGUAUCGACGAGCUACAACGUGGCAACGUGUCCUCAUCCUCGUCGACAUCCGGUCGAGGUGGCACCCUCCCAUCAACCUGCUCUACCCCACCCCCACCCUUUGAUGACGCUAUGAGAUCGAAUGACCAGACCCUGGCAUCGGGUGGUCAUCUCCAGACAACUGUAGCACAUGCCAAGCAGAACAGAACUGUUCAUCAUGUGACGCUCAGUACCAAGACAUAUCAUGAUUCUGUCAGUAUAUCAGAUGUUCAUCUUGAGAGCAGCGGAAGUGGUGGAAGUGGUGGUCGCGAAACAAAAUCAUCAUUGAGCGUUGAGAGUGGAGGUAGCAGUCGAGGAGGUGGUGGACUAACCUGGACACCACCAGCGGGUAGUGCUGAGGGAUCAACACCCACGUGGACAGAGGGUACUCCCUCCUUCACUGAGAGCUCGAGCAGCGGUGACAUAGGUUGUCCAACAACACCAACCAAAGGUAAUCAUCGUAAUGACGUUGGAGGAAGAGUUGCAGCGACUGUUGAAGAGGCACUUGCUAGUCUAACAACGGAAAUGAAACAGAAACAGAGCGGUGGAUCGCAUGGGAAAUUGGAUGGAACAGAGAUAACGGAUUGGCAGAAUGGAUCCGGAUCUGAGGAUAGCAGCUCGUGCAAUUUUGAGGCCGAGCGAGUCAGGAAGCCGAGGAAGCCUCGACGACGUUGAAAUAACUCCAUUCAUGAAGAUAUUAAAGUUUUAACGAUUAAUCAGAAAAAAACACUCAUGCCCGUUUAACUGAUUACAAUAAUGUGUCAAUCAAAUUAUUUGGGGGGAUGCAUCGUCUUGCCAUUGUAAUCGAAAGUUUAUAUCAUGUCAAUUCAAGGGAAUUAUGCCAGACAUAUCUCGGUGCCAGUAGAAAUUCAUUUUCAUUUUUUUUCAUUAUCGUGGAAUUGAUACGUCAGAGAUAUUAUAUUUUUAUUAAUUUGAGAGUGUGGUGAUUAGAUUAGGCGAUCCCUCAUUAAUUUGUAUUCAUUCGCCGAUUAAUUUGUUAAUUAAUAAAUCGUAGACGUGGAAUUUGUUGGCUGAGGGGUGGCAAAGGGGUAAGUCGAAUUUAAGAUUUCCAUUUAUAUCGAUAAAUCUCGAAAACUAUUGACUGUAGCUGGAAAUUUGAGAGGAUUUAUUUUUUAGAUCGAUAAAUUUCCGACAGAAAUGAUCUUUUGGUAUUUUCUCUGAGAGCCACUAGCUUUCGAGAUCAAUCGAUUUUUAAUCAACAUGUCAAAUUCGACUCAUCUGACUUGACACUUCGCUAUUGAAUUUAAUCGAUAACAAAUCCAGAAAAAUUAUUCUGGAAAAAUCGAUUCAUCAGGAUAAUAAAAUUAAUGCCAUUCAGGUAAUUAGUCAGAUAUUUAGUCCCCUAGCUUUAUUUUUAAUACUCUCUCUCGCAUACUGCAUUUAUCGAAAAAUUAUCCGAAAAAAUAAUAAACGAGUAAAUACAGUAAUUGAGGAAUGGUAUUAGUGCAUUACGCUGCAUAUGUAGACUUUCGAGCGGCCUAAUUAUUGUAAGAAGACGUUAGAAUACUCAGAACACACGGAUAAUUGGGAAAUUGGUAAAUUGGUAAAUUGGGAAAUUGGUAAACCUCACAAAAAAUGAAUCAUAGUAUUAUAAACAGCAUCACUGUGUAUAUUAAUUACUUGUAAUGUAGUUAGACGUGCACGGGGAUUAUGUUAAUUGCAAUUAAUGGGUGACAAUGUUGAAUUACUAGAUAGACGAGGUGGCGAAUUGUUAAUCAAUAUCGAGUUAAGCUCUCUCGUUUAUUCACUCGAGUGUCUGAGGCCAGAUGAAUGGGCAAAGUACUUAAUGCGUAGGGAGAAGUAAAUAGUGGAUUACUGCUUGCAAUUACUCGAAAUAUGUAUGUGAGCGAGCUGAAUAAGUGAUGAGGUGUGUAUAUUGCUUAGGAGUGAGGCUUUUGCAGAGUUGUUUUUUCUGUUUUGAAUAAAUAAUUUGAAGGAAAGAGGAUGAUGAACAAAAGCCGAGGAGCAACGACGAUUGUCGGUGGUACCGAAUUGACUUCAAAUGGUCCCAAUAAUUAAUUAUAAUUACAAUGUAACAAUAUGCCGUUCCAAUGUUAUUAUAAUCGAGGCAUCGUUUUUAUUAAACGCUCGUUAGUUGCAGUUGCGGAUGAAAUUAACAGUUGUUUUCUCUCUUUGAUAUGUUUUUUUUUUUAAUUCUUUCAUCUUUUUGUUUGUUGAUGUGUGGAUUUCUGGUGAUAUUCAAGUUAUUUCAUCCUGAUUAUUUUUUUUUUCAUUUCCACCCUUUCAGACCCACCUAUAGCCAAACGAGGGGGACCCAGUGUAUUUAUACCUUGACUGAGAACAAAUUAAGCGAUUGGUUUUGUUCGGAAUACUUUGGAGAUUUAAAGGGUUUAUUGAAUAUGAGUCGUGUGCAUUUGGAUGGGAUUUAUCGACGGAGAUAUUUAGGUAAGGUGUCUGGUAAUUCCGUCAAAUCACUGGCAUUUAAGACUUGCUAUUAAUUAGGAAAAUCAAGCAAUUGUGCACUGUUUAAUUUUAAGUCUUGAGUAUUUACUGUUACUUGGCUUAGGUAAUUUAUUUAAUGGAAAUUCAGGUCUAUUAAUUUAAUUGAUGUCUGUCUCGUCUCUGGGAAUUCAGAGAUUGAGAGGAGACAUGGAUAAUCGAUAUUGCGAGCGUGCAAUGGAAAACGGUGUCUCGAAUUUAGUAUUUUUAAUUUUUUUUUCUCUCUCUCUCUCUCUCUCUCUCUGUCUCUGUAUUGAAUUCAAUCUCUGGUUUGAGAGGAAUUAAACUUGUCAAUACGAACGAAAUUGAUUAUUUUGGAUAAUUAAACAUCUGGCAAUUCACGUUAUAAAUCGUUACACAAUCAGUGAACUCGUCAUUUAUUGUCGAGAUUGUCAUUGAAACGUUUAUGCAGAAACAAAAUGCAGGAACGUGUUGUAUGAUAAAUGAUUACGAGAAUAAAUUAUUGUUACGUCCUAUUCAUUUAAAAA
Messenger RNA from Fopius arisanus, 5322 nucleotides. RefSeq names its product Phosphatidylinositol 4-phosphate 5-kinase 59B (gene PIP5K59B). The transcript has 17 exons. Gene Ontology annotation, cellular component: plasma membrane. The coding region runs from base 338 to 3028 and encodes 896 amino acids. Lineage: Eukaryota; Metazoa; Arthropoda; Insecta; Hymenoptera; Braconidae. Gene Ontology annotation, biological process: phosphatidylinositol phosphate biosynthetic process. Gene Ontology annotation, molecular function: 1-phosphatidylinositol-4-phosphate 5-kinase activity. The record is from RefSeq and is a predicted model, not a curated record.